Messenger RNA from Austrofundulus limnaeus, 1695 nucleotides. RefSeq names its product LIM/homeobox protein Lhx8. Gene Ontology annotation, molecular function: RNA polymerase II transcription regulatory region sequence-specific DNA binding; DNA-binding transcription factor activity, RNA polymerase II-specific. Gene Ontology annotation, biological process: regulation of transcription by RNA polymerase II; neuron differentiation; forebrain neuron development. The record is from RefSeq and is a predicted model, not a curated record. Gene Ontology annotation, cellular component: nucleus. NCBI's taxonomy places the organism in Eukaryota, Metazoa, Chordata, Actinopteri, Cyprinodontiformes, Rivulidae. Bases 51 to 1085 code for a protein of 344 amino acids. The transcript is spliced from 8 exons.
GGGACUCCGACUCGCGAGCUCAUUCAGGAUUCAGGUGUGGACCUGACGCCAUGGCGGAGGGAGGCCGGCCGUCGAAUGAGGAGGCUGUUUUCACUCAGCUGCACCUCGGGGAGAGUUUUUAUGACACAGGUUCCUCUGGGCCCGAUGAUCUCUUCGAGGAAGACUCUUACUCUCCGUCCUCCUCCUCAUCCUCCUCAGCCUCUGUCCCACUGGUGACCUCCCAACAUAACAAAACCUUGUGCACCUCCUGCGGACAGGAAAUUGUGGACAGAUACCUCCUUAAGGUGAACAACAUGUGCUGGCACGUGCGCUGCCUCUCGUGCAGUGUGUGUAAAGCAUCACUGGGGCGACAUGUGAGCUGUUAUGUGAAAGAUAAACAGGUUUUUUGUAAACUUGACUACUUCAGGAGGUAUGGCACCCGCUGCGCUCGCUGCGGCCGGAACAUCCACUCUACUGACUGGGUGCGUCGAGCAAAAGGAAGCACCUUCCACGUGGCAUGUUUCUCCUGCUCCUCCUGCAAACGCCAGCUCUCUACUGGAGAAGAAUGUGGCCUUCUAGAAAACAGGGUCUUUUGCCUGGCUCAUUAUGACAUGGUGAUGGAGAAUCUCAAACGUGCUAAGGAAAAUGAGCAACCAAAAGCAGAUGAAGAAUCAGCCAAUAGGGAUGAUUCAGGUGCUCAUUCUCGACCUACUAAAAGAGCCAGAACCAGCUUCACCAUGGACCAGCUACAGGUAAUGCAAGCCCAAUUUGCUAAAGAUAACAACCCAGAUGCCCAGACUCUGCAGAAACUGGCAGAGAGGACUGGUCUCAGUCGCAGAGUCAUUCAGGUUUGGUUUCAGAACUGUCGAGCUCGUCAGAAGAAGCACAUCUCUCCUCAUCAGCCCUCCUCAGUCAUGAUGACAUCAUUUGCUCCUGGUCAGCUAACUCCCCCUAUGAUGGAGGAUCUUCAGUACACAGCUUAUAUUUCCUCUGAAACACCCCUCCUCACUACUCUGACGUAUAUGGAUGUCCAAACUUCAGACCCACUUCUGCUUCAGCCAAUCAUCACCACUCCACUGUCCCAGCUGCCAGUCAGCCACUCUUGAGUUUCAUCUAAACAGGCUGCAGAAUGGCUGAGUGGAUAAAAAGAAAAGUUCUACUAAAUAAAGGUUCUGUGAGGUUUGUGUGGAGUAAAUGGAUGUUACCGUCCAAAUUAAAAGCACUGAAUUGUCACUGUUAGCUGUGAGCAGACACACAAAAGAAAUAAAUAUCACUUUUUGUUAUUCAAAGAAGAAGUCACAGGUAAUGGCAAAUUGUUUGCUAUAUUUUUUGUUAAUAUGUAUACUAUGAAUUUAACUUAUUUAGUGUAUUAAAUGAAAUGAGUGACUGUCCGAAAACACCUAUAUAAAAUUUAGUUUUGACUGAAAGCUUUUUAUUUUUAUUUUUUUGGCACAAAUGGAACUGGAAAAUAUUAGAAUUCACAGGUGUGAUGUUUUUUUUUCCUGUAAAAUGACCUAUUAAUCAUUAAAUGAUUAAGUUACACUGCAAAGUAAAACAAUCUGAAAUAAUACAGUAAUAAAACGAGUUUUUUCUUUUUACUUUCAGUUGGCACUGUAAACAUGUUCAAUACAGAAUAUUGAUGUGGACUGCCUUUUUUUUUAAAUAAUGAUAAGCGUUUUGUAUUCUACACAUCCAUGCAUUAAAUGUUGGACACGU